Molecule: messenger RNA, 387 nt
Organism: Closterium sp. NIES-65
Lineage: Eukaryota; Viridiplantae; Streptophyta; Zygnematophyceae; Desmidiales; Closteriaceae
Source: the annotation of a GenBank genome assembly
AUGCUCACGGAUGGCACUAAAUUCGACUCCAGCUACGACCGCAACGACCCCUUCGAGUUCCGCCUUGGCAUGGGCAACGUGAUCAAAGGGUGGGACAUUGGCAUCCUCGGCAUGUGCAUUGGCGAGAAGCGCAAGCUCAAAAUCCCGCCCCACAUGGGCUAUGGCGAGAACGGCUCUCCUCCUAAGAUUCCAGGUGGAGCGACACUCAUCUUUGAGACGGAGCUGGUGGACAUAGUGGAUGUGCCGGACGAGGAGGAGCCGGAGGAUGAGGACUUCAAUGAUGAGGACAUUGACGACACGGACCCCCAGGGGGAGGAGGAUGAUGAUGACGAGGACUUCGAUGAAGAUGAUGAGUUUUACAAGAGAGAUGAUGAUCGCGAGUUGUGA